AUGGGAAAUCACAUUGAAAAGAAGGUCGGUGAUGCAGACAUCACUUUCAAACAGUUAUACAAGAAGAAAGGUAUAGAGCUGUGUAUCUGCGUUACCAACGUCAACAGAAUGGAUGUCAUAUUCUGUCACGUGAAGACCACGCCCCAUCUUCCAAUCAGACGUGCUGUGGUUAUGUCGAUGUCCAUACCAGGAUAUUUCAAAGCGUCUAAAGAGACCUUGUUUGGAUCAAUGGAUGUUUAUGUGGACGGUGGUUUGCUGUGCAAUUACCCUAUACACUGUUUUGAUGGUUGGUAUUUAUCAUUGAAGCCUGAUGACAGUUUUCUGACAAAAUUUACUCCAUUAUCCAACCUAACGAAUCUGUAUGAUCCGGCUGUCCGAUUUGGAGGCUUUAAUGAAAAAACUCUCGGAUUUCAAUUGACUGUACAUACAUGGACAUUUAUGAUUGAUUAA
Lottia gigantea (owl limpet) is the source of this 450-nucleotide messenger RNA. RefSeq lists its product as hypothetical. NCBI's taxonomy places the organism in Eukaryota, Metazoa, Mollusca, Gastropoda, Lottiidae. Gene Ontology annotation, biological process: lipid metabolic process. Bases 1 to 450 code for a protein of 149 amino acids. The record is from RefSeq and is a predicted model, not a curated record. The transcript is spliced from 5 exons.